Chelonoidis abingdonii (Abingdon island giant tortoise) is the source of this 7525-nucleotide messenger RNA. Lineage: Eukaryota; Metazoa; Chordata; Testudines; Testudinidae. The record is from RefSeq and is a predicted model, not a curated record.
AAGCCACAGAUGCGGAUGAAGGUGUUAAUGGGAGAGUGUGGUACAGGAUUGUCAAGGGAAACAAUUACAACCACUUUCGGAUCAACCCCAGCAGUGGGCUGGUCAUGCGGGGCAUACGGCACCUGGACAGAGAGCACAAUUCCUCCCAUGUCCUGGAGGUGGAAGCCUACAACAGUGAACAAGGAUCAAUGAGGAGCUCUGUUAGGGUGAUAGUGUAUGUGGAAGAUGUAAACGAUGAGGUGCCUGUGUUUACCCAACGGCAGUAUAACCGUCUAGGACUGCGAGAAACUGCAGGGAUUGGAACUUCUGUCGCAGUUGUCCAGGCAACAGAUCGAGACACAGGGAAUGGAGGUCUAGUGAAUUAUAAAAUCCUGUCUGGCUCUGAGGGGAAGUUUGAAAUUGAUGAGAGCACUGGCCUCAUCACCACCAUCGACUACCUGGACUAUGAGACAAAAACCAGUUACCUGAUUAAUGUCUCUGCCACAGACCAGGCACCCCCCAACAACCAAGGUUUCUGCAGUGUCUAUGUCAGCCUGUUGAAUGAACUGGAUGAGGCUGUGCAGUUCUCAAACCUCACCUAUGAGGCAGUGAUCACAGAAAACAUCCCCACAGGCUCAGAGGUGCUGCGCGUCCUGGCACGCUCCAUUGACAACCUGAACCAGAUCACCUACAAGUUUGAUCCCAACACCAAUGCUCAGGCACUGUCCCUGUUCAAGAUCAAUGGAAUCACUGGUGUCAUCACAGUCAAAGGCCAGGUGGAUCGAGAGAAGGGAGAUUUCUACACUUUAACAGUAGUGGCAGAUGAUGGGGGACCAAAGGUUGACUCUACUGUGGUAACAAUCACCGUUCUGGAUGAGAAUGACAACAGCCCACAGUUUGACAUCACCUCUGAUUCUGCGGUGAGCGUAGCAGAGAACAGUGCCAUUGGGAGACGAAUUGCUGUAGUCUUGGCCAGAGACCCAGAUGCAGGAAGCAACGGGCAGGUGGCCUUUUCUCUGACAUCAGGAAAUAUAGGUACCGUCUUUGAGAUACGCACCACCAACAAUACCUAUGGAGAGGUGUUUGUGGGAAGGCCAUUGGAUAGAGAACUGCUGGAUCACUACACCUUAAAGAUCCAGGCAUCUGAUAGCGGAAUCCCACCUCGGAGAAAAGAGCACACACUAAGAGUUAAUAUCCUGGAUGUCAACGAUAACCCACCAAUCAUUGGGAAUCCCUUUGGAUACAAUGUUAGUGUUAAUGAGAAUGUUGGUGGAGGCACCGCUGUGGCUCAGGUGCAAGCAACCGACAGGGACGUUGGGCUCAACAGCGUCCUUUCCUACUACAUCACCCAGGGGAAUGAAGAUCUCAUCUUCCGCAUGGAUCGAGUCACUGGGGAAAUCGCCACCCGCCCGUCCCCUCCAGACCGUGAGCAGCAGAGGUUCUACCAGCUGGUUGUCACCGUGGAAGAUGAGGGCAACCCAUCCCUUUCAGCCACUACCACAGUGCGUGUCACUAUCCUGGAUGAGAAUGAUAAUGCUCCAGUGUUCCAGCAACAGCAGUAUGAAGUCACCCUGGAUGAGGGUCCGGCCACCCUCAACGCCACCCUCAUUGCCAUCAAGGCACUGGAUCGGGAUGAAGGGCCCAACGGCACAGUUGCAUACGCCAUCGCAGAGGGGAAUAUCGUGGGCACCUUUCAUAUUAACAGCAUUACAGGGCAGAUCUUCACUGUGAAGGAGCUGGACUAUGAGAUCAGCCAUGGACGCUACACCCUGGUUGUCACUGCCACAGACCAAUGUCCAAUCCCAUCACGCCGUCUCACAACCACUACAACAGUGUUGGUGAACCUGAAUGAUAUCAAUGACAACCAGCCUACUUUUCCAAGAGCCUAUGAGGGACCCUUUGACAUCACAGAAGGUCAGCCUGGCCCAAGGGUGUGGACUUUCCUGGCCCAUGAUGGGGACUCAGGGCCUAAUGGACAAGUGGAGUACAGCAUCAUAGGAGGGGACCCUCUUGGAGAAUUUGUGAUCUCUCCGGUGGAGGGGGAGCUGCGAGUUCGGAAGGAUGCCGAGCUAGAUCGAGAAAACAUUGCAUUCUAUAAUCUGACCAUUGCUGCCAAGGAUAGGGGGACACCUCCUCUCAGCUCCACAGUCAUGGUGGGAGUGUGCGUUUUGGACAUUAACGAUAAUGAUCCUGUGCUCCUCAACCUGCCGAUGAAUCUCACGCUCAGCGAAAACACCCCUACCUCCAGCUUUGUGACCCGCAUUCUUGCCCAUGAUGCCGACAGUGGGCGGAACGGUCUCCUGACCUUUAACAUAACAGCCGGCAAUGCAGAAAACUCCUUUUACAUCAAUGGCACUACUGGCAUCGUCUAUGUAAGCCGUCCCUUGGACAGGGAGCAGGUGGCUGAGUACAGAUUGACUGUCACAGUGAAAGACAAUCCUGAGAACACGCGCAAUGCCAGGCGGGAUUUUGACCUCCUGGUGAUUUCAAUAGCAGAUGAAAAUGAUAACCGGCCACUUUUCACUCAGAGCUCUUAUGAGGCAGAGGUGAUGGAGAACUCUCCAGCAGGAACUCCCAUCACAGUGCUCAAUGGUCCAGUUCUAGCUUUGGACAGUGAUCAGGGCAUCAAUGCACUGGUGAGGUACCAGCUGCUGGGGAUGCCAACGGACCUCUUCAUUGUCAACAACAGAACAGGUGUCAUUUUGGUAAAACCUGGCAGAGUGAUUGACAGAGAAGCCUUCCUGAACCCACGCCUUGAGCUCACACUGGUGGCAGAGGAUGUUGGCAAGCUGAACAGCACUGCUAGGCUCACUGUGACCAUACUGGAUGAUAAUGACAACAGGCCAUCGUUUAACCCAGCAGUGGUGACAGUGCAACUGCAGGAAAACAGCCCCCCAGGUUUUUCUGUCCUUCAGGUAAUGGCUACAGAUGCAGACAGCGGCCUCAACCAGCAGUUGAGCUACCGGAUUGAUGGUGGAGCUCAGGAUAAGUUCCUGAUCAAUGCCAACUCCGGAGUAAUCCAAGUGGCCAACAUCACCAUAGAUAGGGAAGAAAGGGAUACCUACAGGCUGACAGUGAUGGCUGUGGAUCGAGGCAUGCCCCCUCUUUCUGGCACUGCCACCGUCAACAUCCUUGUUGAUGACGUCAAUGAUUAUCGGCCGGAGUUCAUCAACCCGAUCCAGACGGUCAGUGUGCUUGAGUCAGCAGUGCCUGGCACCAUCAUCGCUGAGGUCACAGCAAUAGACAGAGAUCUCAACCCCCGGCUAGAAUAUUACAUCAUUGAGAUUCUGGCCAAGGAUGACACGAAUGCUCUAGUGCUGGGCCAGCAAGGAGCAUUUGCCGUGGAUUUUAAAACAGGAGCUGUGAAGGUUAAGUCCUCCCUAAACAGGGAGCUUGUGGCCACGUAUGAAGUCACCAUCUCUGUCCAUGAUAACGCCAGCGAUGUUGUUGACCGUUCCGUCAGCGUGCCAAAUGCUAAGCUGACAGUGAACGUGCUGGACGUCAAUGACAACACUCCCCGAUUCCGUCCGUUUGGGGCCACCUAUUUCACUGAGAGGAUCGUGGAAGGAGCCACACCGGGGACCACCCUGAUUUCCUUGUCUGCGGUGGACCCAGACAAAGGUGCCAAUGGACAGAUCACCUAUGAGUUGCUGAACCUUUCACCAGAAGGCUAUGCCCGACUUGAAGACCUCUCAGCAGGGAAGGUUAUUGCAAAUAGCACGGUGGACUAUGAAGAGGUGCAGUGGCUGAACUUCACUGUCCGGGCCUCAGACAAUGGUUCUCCUCGGAGAUCAGCUGAGAUCCCAGUGUAUCUCCAGAUAGUGGAUAUCAAUGACAAUAAUCCCAUCUUCAGCCAAACGUCUUACCAGAAGCCAGUCUUUGAGGAUGUCCCACUGGGUACGGUCAUCCUGAGGGUCAGGGCCACUGAUGCAGACUCUGGGCGCUUUGCCCUCAUCCAGUACAACCUGGGAGAUGGAGAGGGCAAGUUUGGGAUAAACCCCAACACGGUCUGUGUAUUGCAGGGUGAUAUCUAUGUCCUGUCAGCCCUGGACCGAGAGAAGAAGGAUCACUACACGCUGACUGCUGUAGCAAGGGACAACCCUGGGGACAUUUCUAGUAACCGUCGAGAGAACUCUGUGCAGGUGUUGAUUACGGUUCUGGACAUCAAUGACUUCAGGCCCCAGUUUGCCAAGCGACAGUUCAGCACCAGCAUGUAUGAAAAUGAGCCAGCGGGGACGUCUGUGAUCACGAUGACAGCCAUAGACCUUGAUGAGGGUGACAAUGGAGUGGUGACCUACAGCAUCGAGGGUCCUGGAGUGGAGGCCUUCAAGAUUGAUAAAAACUCCGGGCUCAUCACAUCCCGAAGACACCUACAGUCUUAUGAGAGGUUCAAUCUGACAGUGGUGGCAACAGACAAAGGCAGGCCACCUCUGUGGGGAACCACCAUGCUCCAGGUGGAGGUCAUUGACAUUAAUGAUAACCGGCCAGUGUUUGUCCGGCCACCCAAUGGCACCAUCCUGCAUAUUAAAGAGGAAAUACCUCUCCGGUCCAAUGUGUAUGAAGUCUAUGCCACAGACAAGGAUGAGGGUCUCAAUGGAGCUGUACAGUACAAUUUAUUGAAAACUGGAGCAGGGAAUAAAGACUGGGAGUACUUCAGCAUCGACUCCAGCAGUGGACUCAUCCAGACAGCAAGGAGGCUCGACCGAGAAAAGCAAGCAGUGUACAAUCUGAUCAUCGUGGCAUGUGACCAGGGCCUGCCCGCGUAUGAGACCAUGCAGCCUCUCCAGGUGGCACUGGAUGACAUUGAUGACAAUGAGCCCAUCUUCCUGAGACCACCUAGAAGUAGCCCUCAGUAUCAAGCUCUGUCUGUUCCUGAACAUUCCCGUCCUGGUACCAUUGUGGGGAAUGUCACUGGUGCUGUGGAUGCAGAUGAGGGCUCCAAUGCCAUCGUCUAUUACUUCAUAGCAGCUGGUAACAGGGAGAACAAUUUCAAGUUAAGCCAGGAGGGGAAGCUUCAGGUGCUACGAGACCUGGAUCGAGAGACAGAGCCCUAUUACUCCAUCAUUGUCAAAGCCUCCAGUAACAGGAACUGGACACCUUCUAGGGGUCACAGGGCAGCCAGAAUCCAGGACUUGGACCCCAGCACAGACACCACUCUGCAAGAAGUCCGGAUCUUUCUGGAUGAUAUUAAUGAUCAGCCUCCCCGAUUCUCUAAAUCAGAAUACACAGCAGGGGUUGCGACGGAUGCCAAGGUGGGUUCAGAGCUGAUCAGGGUAGUGGCACUGGACUCUGAUGUGGGGAACAAUAGCCUGGUCUUGUACAACAUCCUGGGGAUCCGUUACAUCAAGCAGCACUCCAAUGACUCGGAGGAGGUGGCCAGCGUCUUCAGUAUUGGUAACUUGGAUGGGAUCCUGCGAACCUUUGACCUUUUCACAGCCUACAACCCUGGCUACUUUGUGGUGGAUAUCAUGGCUUCAGACCUAGCAGGGCAUAAUGACACUGCCAUUGUCGGAAUCUACAUCUUGCGUGAUGACCAGAGGGUGAAAAUCAUCAUCAAUGAGAUCCCAGACAAGGUGCGGCAAUUUGAGGAAGAGUUCAUCAGUCUGUUGUCCAACAUCACAGGAGCCAUUGUCAACACAGAUGAUGUGCAGUUCCAUGUGGACAAAAAGGGCCGUGUGAACUCUGCCCAGACAGAGUUGCUGAUCCACGUGGUGAAUAGAGAAACCAAUAGGAUUCUGGAUGUGGAGCGAGUGAUCCAGAUGAUUGAUGAGAAUAAGGAGCAGCUGAGGAAUCUCUUCAGGAAUUACAACGUGUUGGACGUGCAGCCUGCCAUUACUGCCAGGGCCCCAGAUGACCUCUCAGAACUGCAGAUGGCAAUUAUCAUCUUGGCUAUUCUCCUCUUCCUGGCUGCCAUGCUCUUCAUCCUCAUGAACUGGUACUACAGAACAGUACACAAAAGGAAAUUAAAAGCUAUCGUGGCCGGCUCAACAGGAAACCGAGGCUUCAUGGACAUCAUGGACAUGCCAAACACAAAUAAAUAUUCCUUUGAUGGGGCUAACCCUGUGUGGCUAGAUCCUUUCUGCAGGAAUAUGGAGCUAGCAGCACAGGCAGAGCAUGAAGAUGACCUGCCUGAGAACCUGAGUGAAAUCACAGACCUGUGGAACAGCCCAACCAGGACUCAUGGAACAUUUGGAAGAGAGCCCUCUGCUGCCAAACCUGACGACGACCGUUACCUGCGAGCAGCCAUCCAGGAAUAUGACAACAUUGCCAAACUAGGUCAGAUCAUGCGGGAAGGGCCCAUCAAGCUGAUCCAGAAUGACCUGGAUGAAGAGGAGGAGCAGAGCCUGAACCAGAGGAGCCUUCGGUUCCGGCGCAAGCAACCUGUAGAGUUCAAAAGCCCAGAUGGUAUCCAUGUGGUGCAUGGCAGCACAGGCACUCUGCUAACUUCUGAUAUCAACAGCCUGCCGGAGGAUGACCAGAAAGUUCUGGGUCGGUCCCUGGAGACACUGAACACAGACUGUGGAGGCUAUAAUGACCGCAACACUCGCACUGAGUCUGCCAAAUCCACCCCCAUGCACAAGAUGAGGGAGGUGAUUGUGGAGAGCCCACUGGAGAUCACAGAGUUAUGACUAGAAGUGGCAUCACUCGUCUAGCAUUCCAAGAAAGCGUGGCCAAGCAGAUAGUCACUGCAAAAAGAAAAAACAGACACGGGGCAAGAGGGUAGACAAGAACCUGGUGCCCUAAUCACAGCCCCAAAAACUAAUCCUACAGAGAGAGCCAACUGUUUUGUUUUGAUACAACAGCCUUGGGGAGCCUUACCUUGGUGGAGGGCUUUCAGGACUGUGCUUUACUAGAAGCGCACAUCAUUUGAUCAUUAAAUUCAUAUUUUUUUAUUUUUUUAAAAAAUAUCAAAGAUUAAAAGUUUCAAAACAGAAGAAGAGAAGCCCUGUGGAAUAGAGACAUGAACUACUAAUGUUUAGGGUUGCAAAAAACCUGCACCACAUGGGUACAAAGACUCAAGACUUGCAUAUUUCCUCAAGUCGCCUAUGGCUGCAUCAGUGCAUCCUCCUGCUGUGCAUGAGACAGGAGCACAUCACACCAGGGUGGGGGAAGAAGGUUCUGGGGCUGAUGUGGCAUUCCAAGAAGCCUAUAAAGGGAGUCUGAAUCUGUUUGACAUUAAUCUGUGUCAUCACCUUUACAGGAAGAGAAAACAAACCGAAGACAUUUCUCCAUUUUGCUGGCUUACCAAAUCAUAUACGACGUCAGCCAGAAACAGACUGACAUUAACUUGGGUUUUGAAUGUAGAGUGUUCGUGAGUAACUUUUUUUGUUUGUUUGUUUGUUUGUUUGUUCCGUUUCUAAUAGUAACUUGUUGAGAGUUUUGGGAAUGGUCUGUUAAAUGAACCAGAAAUACAAUAUGAAUUUGGUUAACCUGUCCAUUCUUGUUUCUUUUUCACUACCAAGGGGCACUUCACUGGGGAAGGUGUUGGAUUUACAUAGCUCUCAAUGCUCACUCAUCUGUGUAUACACUGCUAUAUAUCAGCAAG